AUAUUACUCCAAACUAUUCACCAUACAUAGUUAGUUUGUUGCUGCGUCCACCCUCAAUUGCUCAUAGAAAAAACUAGAUUAUGAGUGGCUUCAAUGAAAAUGAAAUGAAUGGAGAUAGCCGAUUAUUGACCAUGCCUGAUGAACAAGAUGAAAAUGAUACAUUAGACGUUUUAGAAGAUCCAAAUUUAGAUGGCACGGGGGAUUCAAAUCUUGAUUUGCAAAUAGAAGACCCAGAAUUAGAGGAUAUCAAGGCUAGAGUUAGAGAAAUGGAAGAAGAAGCUGCAAAAUUAAAACAAAUGCAAAAUGAAGUUGAAAAACAAAUGAAUUUAGCAAGCCCCUCUUUAAAUUUUCCAUCAGUUGAAGAGAAAAUUGAAGCUGAUGCCAGAUCUAUAUAUGUUGGAAAUGUUGAUUAUGGAGCGACUGCUGAAGAAUUAGAGUAUCAUUUUCAUGGCUGUGGUCCAGUUAAUAGAGUUACUAUUUUAGUUGAUAAAUUUACUGGAAAACCAAAAGGGUUUGCAUAUAUUGAGUUUGCUGACAAAGAAUCAAUGAAUCCUGCUAUUGCUUUAGAUGAAUCCUUAUUUCGUGGCAGGCAAAUCAAAGUAAAUGCCAAAAGAACAAAUCAACCUGGUAUAAGCACAACGAAUCGGCGACCCAGAGGAUUUGGAGGUAGGGUAAUGAGAAGGCCUUCUUAUUCUCACUUUGGAGCCAGUCCUUAUGCACCAUACGCCCCUAGGAGAGCAACACGUUUCAGAGGUCGUAGACCGCCUUACUGGGGCUAUUAACAAGUUUUAUCAGACUAGGAAGAAUGAAAAAAUAAUAAAUUGUGAUAUAUUUGCAUGCUGUGCAUAAAUGUAGUUUAGAUGCGAUAUUAAAUGUAAUAUAAUAUUGGUAUAAUUUGUCUCCUCCAUAUAUUUUAAUUUCAAACUUGUAAAUAUUGUAUAUAAUGAUUAAUUAAUUGUAUGUACAAUUCCAAAAAA
This is a messenger RNA of Gordionus sp. m RMFG-2023, 977 nucleotides long. RefSeq names its product polyadenylate-binding protein 2-B-like. The transcript is spliced from 8 exons. The record is from RefSeq and is a predicted model, not a curated record. Gene Ontology annotation, molecular function: poly(A) binding. Gene Ontology annotation, cellular component: nucleus. Lineage: Eukaryota; Metazoa; Nematomorpha; Gordioida; Chordodea; Parachordodidae. Bases 81 to 782 code for a protein of 233 amino acids.